Molecule: messenger RNA, 3089 nt
Organism: Capra hircus (goat)
Lineage: Eukaryota; Metazoa; Chordata; Mammalia; Artiodactyla; Bovidae
Gene: SPARCL1
Product: SPARC like 1
Exons: 11
Coding region: 708-2669 (653 amino acids)
Biological process (GO): anatomical structure development; signal transduction
Molecular function (GO): extracellular matrix binding; calcium ion binding; collagen binding
Source: RefSeq, a predicted model, not a curated record
CAGACGCAUUCGUGAGAACAGUUUUUGCACAGGAGACAGUAAAAAAUGCAUCUGCUACGAUUAUUCUUUCCCCUUCUUUAACCCCCAUCCCCCCUCCAAUUUCCUUUAGGAAGAAACCACAGCAUGGAGUCUCUUUUCAGUCUCUUUUAAAAUUAAAAAACUCUCAAAAAGAGAUCCUGCUUGUAAAACCUUUUAGAGUUGUUUGCAAAAGAGAAGGGGGGCGGGGGGGAAGCGCAUAAGGAGCGAAGUGCUUAUAUUCUGGCCAAGUUAUGAGCCUCUGAGAACAAGAGCUUGAGGGGAGGACAGUUAACCCAAUUCUCUCGGGCAGAGUGAGCUCCUUCCCGCGGGUCUGCACUGCCUGUGACGCUCAGCGCACCCUCGCCCUCCUCGGGAGAGGCUGGACCGCCGGAGAACUGCGGGAAUCUGCAACAAAAAAAAAACGAUGACAGUCUGAAAUACGUCCCACUGCCAACCUCCGAAUUCGUCUGUCACCUCAGACCCUGACGAGUUUGACAGAGCAGCAGAAUUUCAACUCCAAUAGACCUGAAUGUGUUUCUGGGCAAAGAAGCAGAGCUAAACAAGGAGAGAGAUUUAAAGAAUAUUGGGCAUUUGUCAAACUUAUUUCCAGGCUGUGUGCAAAGACAGGAUUCAGCUGCAAUUUUCUGCCAAGGCUCUGGGUCCAGCCACCUACCUGAAGGUCUAGAACAAUGAAGACUGUGAUUUUUUUCCUAUGCAUUUUGGGAACUGCAGGUGCUAUUCCGACACAAGCAAGGUUCCUAUCUGAUCAUUCCAACCCAACUGCUGACUCCUUGAGUUCCUUCCAAGAGGCUGAAACAUCUGAGCACACUGCAAUACCACUUGUAGAGGCUGAAGAUGCAGAAAAUGAAAAAGAAACUGCAACAUCCAUAGAAGACCAUUCCCAUCAUAAGCCUGAAAAAUCUUCAGUGCUAAAGUCAGAGGAGGAAAACCAUGAUCAGUCAGCGGAUCAGGAAGAGAGUUACAACCAAAAUCUGGGAUUGCAGGACCAAGAGAAAACUGAAAGUGACUUAACUGAGAAUUUGGAGUAUUCACCAACUGAAGGCACAUUGGACCUAAAAGAAGACAUGAGUGAACCUCAAAAGGAGGAACUCCCAGAGAGCUUCCUUGCUCGUGAUGUUAGUUCCAUUGUAGAUUCUAACCAACAAGAAAGCAUCACAAAAACAGAGGAAAACCAAGAACAACCUGUACAUGCCUCUCAUCCUCAGUUGAACAGUCAAGACCCAAGUGAUCAAGGAAACCAAGAUCAGGACACAAAUGGAGAAGAGGAAGGAGGGAGAGAGCCAGGUGAAGUGGGUACCCACAGUGAUGAAGAAGAACGGGAGACAGAGCUUCCCAAGGAGCCUUCUAACAAUGAGCAGGAAGAAGACAGUACCCAAUCAGAUACUGUUUUGGAAGAGUCUUAUCAACCAACUCAAGAAAGCAAGAUGCAGAAAGAGGAACUUGAACAGGGUAGCCGAGAACGAGAAGAGGAAAACAGCAAGGAAGAAAUGGAAGAAGAAACUGCAUCAAAAAUCGAUAAGCCCAGUCAAGAUACAGAAUGGCAGAGCCAAGAAGGAAAGCCUGGCCCUGAAGUUAUCAGCAACCACGAGGAGAUGGAUAAAAAGACCCUUUCUGAGCCUCUAUUGGUGGAGCCUACUGAUGGUGUUAAUGCCAUGGCCAGAAAUCAUGGGGCCAAGGAUAACAGUGAUAAUGGCCCCAGACACAAUGCAAGUGAGGACUACUUCAUCCCAAGCGAGGAGUUCCUGGAGAAUGAAAGAGCUCAGUCCAUUUACUAUCACACCGAACAUGAAGAGCAAAGAGGAAAAGCACAGGAGAAUGAGAACGCAGAUACCAGUGAACCUGUAGAAAACCAAUGGGCCAAGAAAGCAGAGAGCUCACCGAAAGAUGAGAGUUCAGCUGAAGGCAACAGGAGGGUGCACAGUGUCGAUUCUUGCAUGAGCUUCCAGUGCAAAAGAGGACACAUCUGCAAGGCUGAUCAACAUGGAAAACCCCACUGUGUCUGCCAAGAUCCAGCAUCUUGUCCUCCUACAAAACUCCUUGACCAAGUUUGUGGCACUGACAAUCAGACCUAUGCCAGCUCCUGUCAUCUCUUUGCUACUAAGUGCAGCCUGGAGGGGACGAAAAAGGGGCACCAACUGCAGCUGGAUUACUUUGGAGCCUGCAAAUCUAUUCCUGCUUGUACGGACUUUGAAGUGACCCAGUUUCCUCUAAGGAUGAGAGACUGGCUCAAGAAUAUCCUUGUGCAGCUUUAUGAACCUAACCCUGAACACUCUGGAUAUCUGAAUGAGAAGCAGAGAAAUAAAGUCAAGAAAAUUUACCUGGAUGAAAAGAGACUCCUGGCUGGAGACCAUUCCAUUGACCUUCUCUUAAGAGACUUUAAGAAAAACUACCACAUGUACGUGUAUCCUGUGCACUGGCAGUUCAGUGAACUGGACCAGCAUCCUCGGGACAGGGUCCUAACCCACUCUGAGCUCGCGCCUUUGCGAGCAUCUCUCGUGCCCAUGGAACACUGCAUAACGCGCUUCUUUGAAGAGUGUGACCCCAACAAGGAUAAGCACAUCACCCUGCAGGAGUGGGGCCACUGCUUUGAAAUUAAAGAAGAAGACAUAGAUGAAAAUCUCCUGUUUUGAAUUAAGAUUUGAAAGAACUCAAAAUACCCAGCCUCCUCCUUUGUUCUGACCACUUCUGAAGUAUAUCCAAUGUGAUACUUGUAGAUUUAUAUUUAGCAAAAUGCUUGCAUGUCUGAGAAGACAAUGAGAGUAACUGCUUGAUAACAGUAUAGGCACCAGGCAUUUACCAUUAGCUUUAGAAAUAAAACUUUAAAAUUAAAGAGUCAGUAUAUGUAAAAUAUUGUACACUGUGAACAGGAGUUUAACUCAUUACUCUCUGCAUCCAUUUAUAAUAUACUUAAAGAUUAUAAAGCUAAAAAAAUACAUUCAUUUUGUCCAUAGUAUCAUGUGCACUUCAGAAAAGUGAAAUAAGUCUCUUUGUUACUGGUGUGUGUUAUUGUCAAUAUCUUAACAUCCUAAUAAAAAUCCAUAUAAAUCCAA